GUCAUCAACAUGAGCCACGAGUCUUGACAUUCAGACGCAUGCUGAAUGUUUUCAUGAAUUUUUGACCUUUACAUUAACGUUUACAUGUACAGUGAACCCGGGGACUGCAAAACAUAAACGGUAUGCCCACGCGUCAAGCAUCGGUCCAUGCGAAAUGGAUUAUUGGUCAGGUGAUUGGAGCCAAGAUGAAGAAGACGGCAAAGGUUCGAGUUACCAGACUUGUGCUUGAUCCGUACCUGCUCAAGUACUACAACAAGAGGAAGACAUACUUUGCCCAUGAUCCUUUGGAGCAGUGCACUGUUGGGGAUGUUGUUUUGUUGAAGGCUUUGCCGGAGAAAAGAUCCAAGCAUGUCAACCAUGAACUCGCAGAGAUUGUGUAUAAAGUUGGGCAGGUGGUCGACCCGUUCACUGGGAAGAGGGUUGCUGGGACGCAGUAUUUGGAGCCUCUUACGGAAAGCACAGAAGACACAGAAGUAUCUUUAAUGGGAAAACUGGAGCGACUAAACAUUACUGCCUCCUCACCUCCUACCGCCUCAUAGUAUUGUGUUUGUCCUUUGAUGUAUGUACAUAGUUCAUGUCCUGAUUUUCUUUUUAUUGAGAAGUUCAAUCUGUUAGUGCCCUCUAGUGGAAGUAAAGACCAGUAAUCUAUUCUGCACA
This is a messenger RNA of Sinocyclocheilus anshuiensis, 657 nucleotides long. RefSeq names its product 28S ribosomal protein S17, mitochondrial-like. The transcript has 4 exons. Lineage: Eukaryota; Metazoa; Chordata; Actinopteri; Cypriniformes; Cyprinidae. Gene Ontology annotation, cellular component: mitochondrial small ribosomal subunit; ribosome. Gene Ontology annotation, biological process: mitochondrial translation. The record is from RefSeq and is a predicted model, not a curated record. The coding region runs from base 123 to 539 and encodes 138 amino acids. Gene Ontology annotation, molecular function: structural constituent of ribosome.